GUCAACAUUAAAGAUGAAGAAGAGGAGGAGAAGAUUGGGAAUUAUGUUUCUCAUGAGGACCUGAGCCAUAGGACCAUGCCUCAGGACUACCUGGCACGAUGACUCCUUGCUGUCCCCAAUUCACCUGGCCGUGCUGCUGCUCCAGUUUCAACUGUUCUACCUGCGCCUUUGGAACCCUGACCUGUUCACUGGAUGUGCUACCUGUCCUAGACCUGCUGUUUUCAACUCUCUCUUGGUCAUGUUCUGUUAUAAUCUCCACCCGGCGCAGCCAGAAGAGGACUGGUUACCCCUCAUAGCCUGGUUCCUCUCUAGGUUUCUUCCUAGGUUUUGGCCUUUCUAGGGAGUUUUUCCUAGACACUGUGCUUCUACACCUGCAUUGCGUGCUGUUUGGGGUUUUAGGCUGGGUUUCUGUACAGCACUUUGUGACAUCAGCUGAUGUAAGAAGGGCUUUAUAAAUACAUUUGAUUUGAUCUUACAUACAGGACUUCAAGUUGUAAAAUAGUGAAGUACUCCUUUAAUGGAGUGGUAGGCUCUAUGAAAGGCAUGUUUCACCCCAAAAUUUUAUUUUGUUCAUUAGUACACUGCAAUCACGUUUUCAAGAACUUUCAGUACAAAGCAAAAAGUGUGUCAUGAUGAUGAUGAUGAUAAUAAUGAUAUGAAAAUGACAAAUAACAAUUGCCUGUAAUUUGCAUAAUCAGACUGUUUUGCUGUGUACUGCAGUGUACCCUAAUCCUGGUCCAGGGGAUCCAAAGGGGUGUGCUUUUUUGUUUUUGCCCUAACACUCACACACUGGAUUCAACUAAACAACUCAAGCCUUUGAAUUGAAUAAGGUAUGAGAGUGCUAGUGCAAAAACAUACAUGUACACCCCUUUGGGACCAGGGCUGGGGAACACUGCUGUACUGAAAGUCCUCCAUCUUCAGAACUUCACUGCUGACGUGCACAUUAUUGGGAUUGUAUACAGGGUGAAGAAACCAAGGUGGACAUUUGUAAUUUGAUUGAACUAUCCCUUAAAUUACAGUUCCUUUGGAGUUAUAUUUAGUUAGAGGUGCAUUUGCUCUCAGCAUGUGUUAUAAAUAAACAUUAAUUUAUUUUAUAAAGAAAACGGCUUUUGUUAUCUCUUAAAUGUUGUUUACCUUUGCACUUUAGUUUACACCACUGAGGAGGCGGCGACGGCAGCAGUAGUAGCAACUACCGCCUUCUCGUGGCAUGGGAUCGGGCCAUCCCAAUGAUCCCGGAAUGCACGGAAGGUUGCACUGUGGUAGUGGGGGAACAGGAAGUUCCCGGCAGGCGUGCACCAUUCUUCAGAAUAAAGAUAGCGCCAGAACGGAGCAGUCAAGAAGAUAACCUUUGUUUGUGUCCGUUUCAAUUUAAUACUACAGGCCGACUCAGAUUAAGUCUGAGGCCGUUAACAUCAACAGUGGGGACAAACCCAGCCUGCCACUCUUCUUCCACACUGAGUAGAAACCUACAGUCACUGGGUCCUGAUUGUGAGAGUGGAGCCCAGUUUGCACUGCAGGAUCCAGAGAUGGCAUCAGUGAAGCUGGAAGACUGCAGUCAAACACUGGAGCUGAAUGUCAACAUGAAAGAUGAAGAAGAGGAGGAGAAGAUUGGGACAACUGUUUCUCAUGGAGAUGAUGUUGAGACAUUCUCUACAUCCAGAGAGCAACAGCAGGAAGAUCACAGAGCUAAGAGGUCUCACCACUGCCCACAUUGUGAGGAGAUUUUCCCAGUUAUAUCAAAGCUAAAAAAACACAAAAAAAUACAUACAGGAGAGACUCUGUAUUCCUGCACUGACUGUGGGAAGAGAUUCACAACACCAGCUCCGCUAAAAGUUCAUCAGAGAACACACAAAGGAGAGAAGCCUUACUCCUGCUCUGACUGUGGAAAGAGUUUCUCUCAACUGCGUCACCUAAAACAACAUGAACGUAUACACACAGGAGAGAAGCCUUACUCCUGCUCUGACUGUGGGGCGAAUUUCUCUCAACUGGGCCACUUAAAACGUCAUCAAGGUAUACAUAAAGGAGAGAAGCCUUACUCCUGCUCUGACUGUAGAAAGAGUUUCUCCCUCUCGAGCUACCUAAAACAACAUGAACGUAUACACAGAGGAGAGAAGCCUUACUUUUGCUCUGACUGUGGAAAAUGCUUCAUAACAUCAAUUGUUCUAAAAGUUCACCGGAGAACACACACUGGAGAAAGGCCUUACUUCUGCUCUGACUGUGGAAAAGGCUUCACAACAUCAUCUGAGCUAAAAGUUCACCAGAGAACACACACAGGAGAGAAGCCUUACUCUUGCUCUGACUGUGGAAAAGGCUUCACAACAUCAUCUGAGCUAAAAGUUCAUCAGAGAACACACACAGGAGAGAAGCCUUACUCCUGCUCCGACUGUGGAAAAUGCUUCACAGCAUCAGGUCAGCUAAAAGUUCAUCAGAGAACACACACAGGAGAGAAGCCUUACUCCUGCUCUGACUGUGGAAAGAGUUUCUCUCAACUGCAUCACCUAAAACAACAUGAACGUAUACACACAGGAGAGAAGCCUUACUCCUGCUCUGACUGUGGGGCGAAUUUCUCUCAACUGGUCCACUUAAAAAGUCACCAAGCUAUACAUAAAGGAGAGAAGCCUUACUCCUGCUCUGACUGUAGGAAGAGCUUCUCUCAACUGGGCUACUUAAAACGUCACCAAGGUAUACAUAAAGGAGAGAAGCCUUACUCCUGCUCUGACUGUAGAAAGAGUUUCUCCCUCUCGAGCUACCUAAAACAACAUGAACGUAUACACAGAGGAGAGAAGCCUUACUUUUGCUCUGACUGUGGAAAAUGCUUCAUAACAUCAACUGUUCUAAAAGUUCACCGGAGAACACACACAGGAGAGAAGCCUUACUCCUGCUCUGACUGUAGGGCGAGUUUCUCUCAAUCGAGCCACCUAAAACAACAUGAACGUAUACACACAGGAGAGAAGCCUUACUCCUGCUCUGACUGUGGAAAAUGCUUCACACAAUCAUCUGAGCUAAAAGUUCACCAGAGAACACACACAGGAGAGAAGCCUUACUCCUGCUCUGACUGUAGGGCGAGUUUCUCUCAAUCGAGCCACCUAAAACAACAUGAACGUAUACACACAGGAGAGAAGCCUUACUCCUGCUCUGACUGUGGAAAAUGCUUCACACAAUCAUCUGAGCUAAAAGUUCACCAGAGAACACACACAGGAGAGAAGCCUUACUCCUGCUCUGACUGUAGGGCGAGUUUCUCUCAAUCGGGCCACCUAAAACAACAUGAACGUAUACAUACAGGAGAGAAGCCUUACUCUUGCUCUGACUGUAGGAAGAGUUUCUCUCAAAUGGGCCAGUUAAAAAGACACCAAGGUAUACAUAAUGGACAGUAGCCUUACUCCUGCUCUGACUGUGGAAAAUGUUUUAAAUCAUCAACUGAGCUAAACGGUCAUCGGUCAUUCGUUACCUCUUUCAUGCCCUGCCUCCAGUCCACUUACCGAUAUCUGAACAAGAGAGCCUCAUCAAAAUUGCAACAAGCGGUUCUGUGAAAAUUGAAUUUAAUCAGAAGCUACUGACAGAUUUCUGGAUUGGGCUGCGCUCAGAGUAUCCUGCCUUGUCAAAUCGCGCUGUUAAGACACUGUUGCCCUUUGCAACCACGUACCUAUGUGAGAGUGGAUUCGUGGCCCUCACUAGUAUACAAACUAAAUACAGGCACAGACUGUGUGUGGAAAAGGAUUUAAGACCGACUCUCUCCAAUACAAUCCAACAUUGCAGAGUUAUGUGCAUCCUUUCAAGCACACCCUUCUCAUUAAGUUAUUCACAAUUUUCAAUGAGCAAGUAAGGUUUUAUAUGUAAGAUGGCUAAAUAAAGAGCAAAAUUGAUUAUUGUUAUUUGUGCCCUUGUCCUAUAAGAGCUCUUUGUCACAACCAGGCUUGUGGGAAGUGACAAACUCAAGCCUGUGUGACAGGCUAACAAUAUUUGAGAGUGCGCAGACCCUGGUGCUAGAGGGGGGACGCAGCUGGAGGUUGAAUGUUUGAAGGGUUACGGGACUAUAAACAUUUUAGGAACCGCUGGUCUAGAUAAUCCCAGUUCCUGCUGUGUCAUGCUGAUGGGGAGACUAGGGUAUGGAGAACCAUGAGUGCAUGCACCCAUGCCGUGUGUCAGCAUUGCAGGGUGGUGGUGAUGGUGUAGGGUGUGUUUUCAUGGCACACAUUGGGCCCCUUGAUAAAAGUGGAGCAACGUUUUAAUGCCACAGGAUGUCUAAACAUCAUUGCCAAUCAGGUGCAUCCCUUUAUGGCAGCAAUGUAUCCAGCUGCAAAUGUAUGUUUUCAGCAGGAUUAUGCCACAAGGCUUGUCCAGGAAUGGUUCCAUGGGAACCAUGACAGGGAAUUCAGCUUACUGCAGUGGCCUGCCGAGUCACCAGAUCUCAAUCCAAUUGUGCAUCUGUGGGAGGAGAUGGAAGGAGCUAUUCCGAGUAGAGAUCCACUCCCAGCCAACUUGACACAGUUGUAGGAAGCAUUGGAGUCAACAUGGGCCAGCAUCCCUGUGGAACACACUCAAUAUUAGGAAACUGUUUCUCAUGUUUUGUACACUCCGUGUAUAUCAGAUAAAGAUAGUGUGAUGAUCUGUUAGGCAUUAGUUUGGGUGGAUUAUUUUAUAUUACUAAACAAGCUAUGAAUCAACUACUUGUGUUUAUUGAUCUGGUGGCAGGCAGCCUAACGGUUAAGAAUGCUGGGCCAGUAACAUAAAGGUUGCUGGUUUGAAUCCUGAGCUAACUAGGUGAAAAAUCUGUCAUUGUGCCCUUGAGCAAGGCAAUUAACCCUUAUUUGUCCUGUAAGUCUCUCUGGAUAAGAACAUCUGCUAAGUGACAAGAAUGUAAUGAAAAUAAUGUUUGUACAUGAAUUUGUGCUGGGAAACCACUUUUUUCUCAUGUGUAUAAUUAAAUGAAAUAAACUGUUUGAAGUGAAUUACUGUAUAUAUAAUACACAACAUUACCACUUUGUUUACCCUGGUCAGAGGUACAGGACCAUAGUAAACUAGACUAUGUAGCUGCUGUUGUUAGUAGUCUACAGUUUCCAUGCAAUACAGCAUGUCAGAUCACUAAUGAUUAGGUGUAUAGGCUGCUACAUUUAUGCUUUUGUCUGUCGGGAGUGAUGUGUUAUCAGGCUGAAUAACUACCGGAGGGAAGUGGAGAGCGCGCAUUGAGCUUUGUGGGUUGUGCCCGGCCCACCAGACAUGGUCAAGAGAGGCAAAGAACCUGCAGCAGCACUCUGAUGGGAAGAACAGCCCAUACAAAAAUGUAGGAUUGUAGUACAAUGAAGAGAAAAAAGUAGCAUGGUAUUUUCUUGGGCUGGUAGUGACCAAAAACAAUAUGUUUUCAUUGUACUAGAGGCCUAGGAACAUAGAAGAAACUGCCAGAUGUGUCAUAAUAGCCCGGAAGUAAAGCCGCACUGGGAGACACAUUUGAAAUGGAAUACAUUGAAUACAUGCAGCAGGGUGAAACAAUCACAGUAAAACACGAUUUAAAUGUAUUGUUGGAAGGACUGUGGUCUCCAUUCAUGUAAUACAAUAAAUAUAUACAGCAGAUGG
This is a messenger RNA of Salvelinus fontinalis (brook trout), 5571 nucleotides long. Its product is annotated as oocyte zinc finger protein XlCOF6-like. The coding region runs from base 1227 to 3374 and encodes 715 amino acids. Gene Ontology annotation, molecular function: DNA-binding transcription factor activity, RNA polymerase II-specific; RNA polymerase II cis-regulatory region sequence-specific DNA binding. The transcript has 4 exons. The record is from RefSeq and is a predicted model, not a curated record. Gene Ontology annotation, biological process: regulation of DNA-templated transcription. NCBI's taxonomy places the organism in Eukaryota, Metazoa, Chordata, Actinopteri, Salmoniformes, Salmonidae.